CUGGUCCUCGAAACUUCUUCUCUCCCAAUUGAACGACCAAAAAGUUGCAGAGCGCACACACUCUCUCAAUACAGAGAUGGCGAGCACUGAGCCAGAGCGCGAGAACCGUGAAGAAGAAGCUGAAGCCAACGAAGAUGAAGAUACCGGAGCUCAGGUAGCUCCGAUCGUUAGGCUUGAAGAGGUUGCAGUCACCACCGGCGAGGAAGAUGAAGACGCAGUCCUCGAUCUGAAAGCGAAGAUGUAUCGAUUCGAUAAAGAAGGGAACCAAUGGAAGGAGAGAGGAGCUGGAACUGUUAAGUUAUUGAAGCAUAAGCAGACUGGCAAAGUUCGACUUGUUAUGAGACAAUCUAAAACCCUAAAGAUCUGUGCCAAUCAUCUCAUUUCGUCUGGGAUGAGUGUUCAGGAACAUAGUGGGAAUGAGAAGUCUUGUUUAUGGCACGCUACUGAUUUCUCCGACGGCGAGUUGAAAGAUGAGCUUUUCUGCAUUAGAUUUGCUUCAAUUGAGAAUUGCAAAACGUUUAUGGAGAAGUUCACUGAAAUAGCUGAAAGCCAGCAAGUAGGGAAAGAGAGCACAGAGGGCGACGAGGCUGCUGGUUUAAUAGAGAAUCUAUCAGUUGAAGAAAAGAAAAAUGAUGAGAAAGCCAAGGAAGCAGAAGAUAAAGAGCCUGCAAAGGAAGAGAAAGAAACAAAAAAGGAGAAGGUGGAAGAAGAGAAGAAAACAGAGGCAAGCGCUUAAGUCAUCAAUUUAAAAUUGGUUGUUGGCAUCACAAGUGUGCUUUGCUUUAUUUUAAUAUAUAUUAUACUUGGCA
Arabidopsis arenosa is the source of this 809-nucleotide messenger RNA. NCBI's taxonomy places the organism in Eukaryota, Viridiplantae, Streptophyta, Magnoliopsida, Brassicales, Brassicaceae. The record is from the annotation of a GenBank genome assembly.